GUAUUUGAAAUUGUGUAUUGUGUCAGUUUGCGUUUACACUUUUUCUAAAGAAAUUUUCUUGAAUGUUUUUACGGUUUUUCUAUUUUAAGAGUUUUAUAUAACAUGGAAACAUCAACACCAAAAGGCCCUAAUACUGGAAUUUUUGAGUGGGCAAGUGCGACUCAAACUCCGCUGCGUAAACAAAGGCCCAGUGUUCUUUUUGAAAAGAAUGAAAAGACUUGGAAGUCAAAUGAUGACCACGAGCGUGCCAACAGAAGAGCCUCGAUAGUAGCUCGCAGGUCUAUUUUAGUACAAAAUGCAGGAGCUGAAGAUUCUCCAGGUUUAAACGACUCCAUAAAAGCCCUAAGUGAACAGGAUAUCAAGAGCCAGUUAUUUAUCUGCUCAAAAUUAAACGCAGAAAAUAAAAUCAAUGCAGAUAAUGCGUGGAAAUUAAAAGUUAUAGAGCUACUAAAUCAGUUUGUGAGGAAAGAUAACCCUGAUGUGUUGAAAGUGGCAGGAAACUCACUGGAAGUAGCGGGAAAGGUGUAUGGUAUCAGAGUUGAUGAUUUACAUGCAGAAAGCUUGAAACUAGCUAGCAAUUUGGCAAGAACAGUGGAUCAACAAAAAAGAACUGGUGACGAUAAAGAGAAUGAGAAUCCCAACGCAUCUGAAACAGAAAAUGGUCCCACCCAGAAGAAAAAAAGACAAAAAAAGAGAAGAAGUCUGCUCUGUGAAGGUAGAAAGCAUACUAUAAACCAUGAUGUGAAAACAUUUAGGGAACCAUUACCCAAACUCGAAAGUGCUGCAUUCUCUGCUAAGGUUGACAAUUCUGUCAGUGCAAUAGAGAAUUUAUUCACAAAUAAUUUGAGGACGGACAAUGCAGGUUUCAGGUUUAUAUUUCUGGCUGAUGAUAAAGGAUUCUCAUAUUUACCUGGUUCAGAUCCUUCGAUCGUCCCUGAAACUAUCACUAUCGAAAAUGACGAAAUACCCAACGAUUAUAGAAUAUGCACGGCCUUUAAGGACUUCGAAGUCGACGUAUGGGAUCCCAACGGGGAAGCAGUCGACGUGUGUAGGAAAACCGCGAGCAAUAGCGACAUAGUUUUGGACGAGAACGGCGUACCCAUCCCUGAAUUGGACGGCUCGGUUCACAACGUGUUUCAGGAGCCUAUAGACGAUGACAUUAAUGAAGACGACGGUUUUGAAGAAGAGGUCGUGCUGCCUCCCCUGUACCAAGAAAACGGUACUAUCAUCGAUUUUAGACCGUCCAAUCAGGUGCUGGUAAAUUCCGUACAGCGGUCCGACUAUUCCUACAAUACAGUGGUCGGUACGUGCAUGGGCAAAAUCGAUCAACUUUGGGCCGGGCCUAGCCACUGGAAGAUGAAGCAUGUUAGAAGAACCAAACUACCGGUGUAUACAGGUCAAGAUAAAUUGGUCGAUCAAGACAAAGAUAAGAAGAAAGCACGCAAAAAAGCCGAACCGAUAAUGUUGGACUUUAGUGAUUUAGAGGAGCCUGUAAAGAAAUACAAAUUGAUGUCUAAAAAGAGACAAACCAAAGAGGUUAACGAAAACAAGAUUACCCUUCCUUUGUUCCACUCAGCUUGCCGCGAAAUGAUCGAACACAUCGAAGAACUGAUUCUGAUACCGUCAAAGAAGCCCAUCAAUAAGGACAAGACCCAGAUAGAUUGUGAGGUGGAGGAGUAUCGGUUUGAUAAUCCCAAUGACUCAAACUACAUACCUAAUCACCUUGUUGAUGAUGACAAUCAGCCGGACUUAGCGGACGACAUCUUUGGAGACGAACCUCAGGAGUUCGAGGGUGAGAGCGCUAGAGGAGGUUUUGUAGAAGACAAUUUGGUCGGAUUGCCAGAAAUGGUCACCCAGUCCGAUUUGCACUAUGCCCAGAGAGCGAAGAAAAUGGACAUGAAGAAACUGAAAACGGCAGUAUGGCAGAUUUUAACUUGUUCAGAUACUUAUGAUACGUCGGCGAAAGUAACGGAUACGAAUUUUUCAAACAUGUACAAAGUGUUGCCUCAGAAAGUGACGGAAAGUAUGCGAAGAGAGUUGAGUUGUCCGCUGGCUUUUGUGGCCCUGCUUCAUCUAUGCAACGAACAAAACCUGUUCCUAAGGAAAGGCGACGAUAUAUCUGAUUUUUUUAUCAUGGGGCCAAGUUAGUACGUAUUCGGUUUUAACCUGUUGUGACCUGUUUACUUGAAAAUUAUUGAAAUUAUAUAUAUUAGAGUUCUAUGAUAAA
Messenger RNA from Sitophilus oryzae (rice weevil), 2227 nucleotides. RefSeq names its product condensin complex subunit 2 (gene barr). The coding region runs from base 103 to 2148 and encodes 681 amino acids. Gene Ontology annotation, molecular function: chromatin binding. Gene Ontology annotation, cellular component: condensin complex. The transcript is spliced from 12 exons. Lineage: Eukaryota; Metazoa; Arthropoda; Insecta; Coleoptera; Curculionidae. The record is from RefSeq and is a predicted model, not a curated record. Gene Ontology annotation, biological process: mitotic chromosome condensation.